AUGCCUCUUGCCUCUACCUCUGGUCCAGGAGUCCAGCACUUCGUACAAAAUCGAGAAUCCGCAAAUUCUCAUGCAAGCCUCACAACCCGAUCAAUUACACCUCAACCGCAAGAGCAACGAAACAGAUCCCGCCAAAAGCAUGGCCGUACCCAGAAUGAAUCGCGAGCUCGGAGUAAUAGUCAUAAUGGAGCUAGCGGCAAGCGGCACAUCUUUGCACACGACCCAGAGAGUUUGAAAUUACAGAUCCCCAACACUCUCCGCAAGACUGUCUCGGCAAUCCCUCAAAAUGAUCCAAACGAUACGGGACGGGGCUCAAGUGCCAGUGCCGUGGCUAAGACGAGAACUUCAAGACAACAUGAAAUUUCUGCGUUUGACGACACCCAAAGCAUUCACUUCGAUGACUCGACCAGCAUUCUGGAUGAUGAUGUGGAUCUGACACUGCAAUUCGGCCACGAGAGCAACGAGCGGUUUCCUCUAGAACCAUCGAAGACAGUGCAUCGUGAAGGUCAUGGACGUCCUCGCCAGGAUCAUGUUAAGAAACCUUUGGCGUUAGGCCACAACGCACUUCUUUCCGGGGAUUGGAGGGCACAAGUUGAAAAGGAAAAGCGUCUACAACGACAAUUCGGGCCGAGUCUGGAUGCACAUCACGGUCAUGCUGGGUAUAUAGAUCAAGCAUAUGGCGAUGCCCACAAUGAACGUUACGAAGAAGAUGUUGAAUUCGCCGACAAAGAACCUUACGUGUGGCAGGAUACACCAUCUAGGCCUCGACCUGGUAUUGAAACAAAACUAUCACCACGGCCCAAAAUAGAUGACUCAAAGCAGAAUCAUGUACGACCGUCAAUUGCGGACGAACCAGAAAGCCCGCCCCUGCCAACUCGCAAGGCAGACCUCCUUCAACAUGCACCUGUUGAACCAUUGCCUGAAGUUGUCAACCGCUUCAAAGUUCGCCAACCGCUUGGUGCUGACUCACCUAUCGACCAGCCAGCAGCCGACAACAAUAAUACCAAGACUAGUAUUCUACAGCCUCAGCCACGUACUCACACCAACCCUCCUUUCUCCUCCAAAGUCUCCUCAUAUCAUGAGUCGUCCUCGGAAGAAGACCAAGCGGCCGACGACGAACCAUCCACCAACCCUCCAAGCGUGACCUCCACCCUUCCCGCCUCCGGGACCAAAAGACCCCAUGAUGCCAUUGACAUCGACUACGAUGCAGAGACCCUCAAGACUAAAACCUUGGCCGAGCUCGAUGGUAUCCCUUUCACUCUGGAUCCCAGCCUUCCAACACCCCAGCCCGCCUUGGACAGCAAUGGCAAUGCGAUGAGUUUGAGUGCGAAGCUCACCAACCUGACCAAGAUGCGAGCCGAAGACCAGACGCAGCUCUUCCGCGUGCAAACCGAUGCAGAGCGCGAAGAGACCGCGAUGUGGUUUCUGGACAAGUUUCGCGAUGACAUGCAAAAGCUGUUGCGUGCACGGGUCGAGAGGCGUAAGGUCGCGCUCCGAUACGAGAUGCUGGUUAAGAUGCGCGAGAGGAAGGUGACAGUCAAGAAGGCGGAUGUCCAGUCGGAACUGGAUGCGUUGAAGAAAGGAGGUGGAGAGUUGAUUGCUGGUAGGGCCAGGACUUGA
Messenger RNA from Exophiala bonariae, 1620 nucleotides. RefSeq lists its product as uncharacterized. Gene Ontology annotation, biological process: nucleolar large rRNA transcription by RNA polymerase I. The transcript is spliced from 2 exons. Lineage: Eukaryota; Fungi; Ascomycota; Eurotiomycetes; Chaetothyriales; Herpotrichiellaceae. Gene Ontology annotation, molecular function: RNA polymerase I core promoter sequence-specific DNA binding; TBP-class protein binding. Bases 1 to 1620 code for a protein of 539 amino acids. Gene Ontology annotation, cellular component: RNA polymerase I core factor complex. The record is from RefSeq and is a predicted model, not a curated record.